AUGAAUCGCUUGCGUUUUGGCGACUCUGACGACUCCGGCUCCGACUUCGACGAUGAUCCGUCCGGCCUCCCAUUCCCAAAACCUCUUUCGCGGGCCUCAUUCCUCGUCCCCGACUUCGAUCCGGCCAAUUUCCUCUCAUCCUUAACAAACCGUCACCAGAGCCUCGAGGAUCUACGACAGGAGCUACGUGGACUGGAGCAAUUGCUGAAUAAGGAGCUAUUGGACCUGGUCAACGAGAACUACCAGGACUUCCUUUCACUGGGUAGCUCGCUCCGUGGCGGCGAGGAAAAGGUCGAGGGAGUGAAAGUCGGCCUGUUGUCUUUCCAGCGAGAUGUUCACUUAAUCCGAGACAAGGUGGAAGCCCGGCGUAAGGAGGUGGAGGCGCUCUUGAAUGAGAAACGACAGCUGCGAGCAUACACCGAUGUCGGCAAGGAUCUUUUGGACUAUGCAGAUCGAGUGGAAGAGUUGGAGCACCGCUUGAUGAUUGGAAACCAGUCGUCUCCACGCAAAGGGACCGACUCGCCCGAGGAAUCCGACACCGAAUCGGACUUGUUCGGCGGCGAGAGCGAUGACAGUGACGACGAGGAGCUCGCAGAUGGCGCAGCCGCCGUGUCCUUGAAGCGAUUAGAACGCCACGCCCAGAAAUUCGUGUACCUAACUUCGCUGGCCGCGCGGGUGGGCGAAGGACACCCAUUCUUGGUCGCUCAGCAACCGCGCGUCGCAAAGAUCAAGUCCACAGUGCUCUUGGAUCUGAAGACUGCCCUAGAACAGACCAGUCAAACCGGCCCCAAACGCGACACGAGGACGAUGGCGGUACUACGCCUCUACGAUCUCAUGGGAGAGGAUGUCAGUGCCAUCACCGCACUGAAGAACCUCAAGGUAUAG
This is a messenger RNA of Penicillium alfredii, 885 nucleotides long. RefSeq names its product COG2 family protein. Gene Ontology annotation, biological process: protein transport; Golgi organization; intra-Golgi vesicle-mediated transport. The coding region runs from base 1 to 885 and encodes 294 amino acids. The transcript is spliced from 2 exons. Gene Ontology annotation, cellular component: membrane; COG complex. NCBI's taxonomy places the organism in Eukaryota, Fungi, Ascomycota, Eurotiomycetes, Eurotiales, Aspergillaceae. The record is from RefSeq and is a predicted model, not a curated record.